CUCUUCUACUAUUUUCGUGUCCCACCAGCCACCACCAGUCGGCGACGGGCAAUUUCUGUCUCUGGCUUAGCGAUGCAGGCGCCACGUGGCGGCGGGUUCUUCGGGAAGCGGAAGGAGCGCGACUACUACUACCCCUACCCCUCGGUGUCGUCGUCAUCAGAGCAGGCGGUGCUGCUCCAGCGGCAACCGCCGCCGUACGCUAGGCCCGAGCCCGACACGCGGAGCGUCAAGCCGGAUCGCCCGGCGAUGAGGUUUGGUGCCAAGCCGCCGCUCCCUCAGCCGGGGGCCCAGGUCGGCUGCAACAAGCUGCUGGCUGGGUACCUGGCGCACGAGUUCCUGCGGUGCGGCACGCUCCUCGGCGAGCGGAGGCUGGAGCUGCCCCGUCUGAAGGAGAAGGAUCCCUCCGCCUCCACCUCCACCCCUGCGCCGGAGCCGAGCAGGCGCUACGCGGAGGUUUCGCGGCUGCUUAUGGCGGGCGGGGCCCGCAUACCCGGCGUCGUCAACCCGUCGCAGCUCGGACGCUGGCUCCGGAUCAAGGAGUGACCGGGUGGCCAUGCGCCCAGGCCGCUGGAGGUCGGGUGCAUGCGGAGCAUGGCCGCAUUGCCUACUGCUUCGUUCCCUCGUCAGCGGCCGAUCAGAGGAACCGUUGUUUUUGAACAAAGCAGGCGGGUUUCUCAUGUCUCAGUCUUUCUUUCCCUUCGAAAUUUGUCGUGUAGUAAUUAGUAAAUCAAGUGUUCUUGUAAAAAAAAUUAGGGUAGCUGUUGGACGAGAAAUUAUCUGCUGCUAGCUUUUGCUGCGUCGGUUCACAUUUUUUCCCCCGC
Messenger RNA from Zea mays, 821 nucleotides. RefSeq lists its product as uncharacterized. The transcript has a single exon. The record is from RefSeq and is marked validated. NCBI's taxonomy places the organism in Eukaryota, Viridiplantae, Streptophyta, Magnoliopsida, Poales, Poaceae. The coding region runs from base 73 to 543 and encodes 156 amino acids.